This is a messenger RNA of Penicillium cosmopolitanum, 1899 nucleotides long. Its product is annotated as RBR-type E3 ubiquitin transferase. The record is from RefSeq and is a predicted model, not a curated record. Lineage: Eukaryota; Fungi; Ascomycota; Eurotiomycetes; Eurotiales; Aspergillaceae. Gene Ontology annotation, cellular component: ubiquitin ligase complex; cytoplasm. Bases 1 to 1899 code for a protein of 632 amino acids. The transcript has a single exon. Gene Ontology annotation, biological process: ubiquitin-dependent protein catabolic process; positive regulation of proteasomal ubiquitin-dependent protein catabolic process; protein polyubiquitination. Gene Ontology annotation, molecular function: ubiquitin protein ligase activity; zinc ion binding; ubiquitin conjugating enzyme binding.
AUGACCGAUUCCGAAGAGGACGAACGCUCAGUCGAGCUGUCAUCCAUCGUCGCCAUCUUCCCGGAGAUUCACAUCGACCCCGUUUCGCCGUUCAAAGCCUCUUUGGAUCUACCCGUGACCUUACCAUCGCCGACCCGUUUCUGCUUUGAACAACCGCCUGACCACGGUAUGCCCGCCGCGCUGACACCUCCAACCUCCGUCGAUGGCACCAAAGCUGAGCUCGGCCCGGUCGCAGCCCGCGAUGUUCAUAUCUUAUUACACCUACCUCCUCUCAGUCUUGAGAUUCACCUACCGGAAGGCUACCCCGCCGAAAAGUGCCCCGUUGUCCGGCUCAACACUCACCCGCCAUGGCUCCCAGCGCGUAGGCUUGAGAGAUUGACCAUCGAUUGCGAAAGGUUAUGGGAAGAGUGUGGUCGGGAUAUGGUGGUCUUCACUUACAUCGACCACCUACAACAAUUGGCCGAAUCAGCCUUCGGAAUUCAAGACACACCCGAUGGCGAACUUUGUCUCUCGCAGGACCUGAAGAUUGCCCUACUAGAGUUCAACAAUAAGACCGAACGCGAGAAGUUCGAAAAAGAAACCUUUGAAUGUGGCGUGUGUCUGGAGCCUAAAAAAGGUGCCAAUUGUUACCGACUACAGCGAUGCUCCCACGUCUUUUGUGUUGCUUGCUUGCAGGACUUCUACAACACAUGCAUCAGCGAGGGCGAUGUGGAUAAUGUGAAAUGUCUGGCACCGGACUGCGACACGGCCCAUGGCACGGAUCCGGUGGCAGGCGACGAUACGCCGCGUCGUAAGAAGCGUCGAACUCUCACGCCCAGCGAACUUCUUCAGAUCCCACUCGCCACGGACACGGUGAAACGUUAUGUCUUCCUCCGACGCAAGAAGCAGAUCGAGGCGGAUAAGACUACAGUUUACUGCCCGCGACAGUGGUGCCAAGGUGCUGCUCGAUCGAAGCGACACCCCAAACCAGUUGACCCGAUGGCUGACGACGAGGCAUCUGAUGACGACGAGGGUCCUGCCGCUGGUGCGAAUGAAGAUGCUGCACCAAUUCCAACAAUCGAGGAGCGACUUGCAAUCUGCGAAGAUUGCAACUAUGCAUUCUGCAACAUUUGUCGAAAGGGCUGGCAUGGCGAGAUUGUGCGCUGCGUCCCACCACGUCGCCAAGAAGAGUUGACAGAAGAGGAGAAGGCAACAGAAAAAUAUCUUUCUCUCUACACAACACCUUGUCCAGAAUGCAACGUGCCAUGCCAAAAACGCAUGGGCUGCAACCACAUGCGCUGCUUUCAAUGCGAAACACACUUCUGUUAUCUUUGCUCCGCCUGGCUGGAUCCCUCGAAUCCAUACCUGCAUUACAACCAAGGCGAAAGCAGCUGUUUCAACCGUCUCUGGGAACUUGAAGGCGGCGACGGCACCAAUCCUGAAGGCGCUGAAGCACUACAUCGCAUCCCAGACGAACUCCUGAUUUUUGAAGGCGACCAUGACGACGCUGGCAGCGAGAGUGAUGCCGACGUCGAUGUCGAUGUCGAUUUCGAUGAGGAUGAGGAUGACGGCCUCAACGGUUGGGAUUUCAGCGAUGAUGAAAAUGACCAUAUCUACCUCCCUCCCCCUCCAGCUCCUGUUCCACCUCGUCCGAACCGCGGCGCUGCUAGAGCCGCCGGUGCAAACGAAGGUCGAAACGUUGACCGUGCCGCGCGCGCCGCAGCAUUGGAACGACAAGCACAAGCACACGCUAUCGCCGAGAUCCGACGCCGUGAAGCCGCUGAGCGUCCCGUCCGACCACUCGGACCAGGUCGGGAAGCGGUAGACUUCCGCGCUGGCUUACAGCGUUUCCUAGAGCUUGUGCAAAACGACCGUGAAGAUGAGUGGGACAGUGAUGAGCUCGACGAUGAUGAUUUCUAA